Molecule: messenger RNA, 7218 nt
Organism: Megalobrama amblycephala (Wuchang bream)
Lineage: Eukaryota; Metazoa; Chordata; Actinopteri; Cypriniformes; Xenocyprididae
Gene: cacna2d1a
Product: calcium channel, voltage-dependent, alpha 2/delta subunit 1a
Exons: 40
Coding region: 273-3551 (1092 amino acids)
Cellular component (GO): L-type voltage-gated calcium channel complex
Molecular function (GO): voltage-gated calcium channel activity
Source: RefSeq, a predicted model, not a curated record
GGAAACUGAUCCACCACGGCGCGCACAGUCUAAAACAGACUCUUUAACGUACUGGCAAACCGGAGAGACACGGAAACGCCCCACACCUGACUCCCCCUAACAGUCUUCACACCUCUUGAGAAAAAUCUAAACUAAUUCAACAGGGCAAAGACAGAAGUAGCUGGAGGGACCAAAAGCAUCUGUGAUUUGUUUGUGGAAGUAGCGCGCGCUCAUGGCGGCAGCUCGGCUGCUUUAGGAGGGUUACUUCAGUGGAUUUUAGUGGGAGAAACUAAAUGAUGUCAGACAGAAUAAUGGAUACGCUCAGACUGUCCGCAGCUCUUCUUCUACUUCUGUCUUUAUUCAGCAGUGGAAGCGCUAUACAGUUUCCCGACUCCCAACUGACCCGCAAAUGGGCGGAACAGAUGCAGGAGGAGCUAGUGCAGUUGAUCGAUGCUGAGAGCGGUAUACAAAAGCUCAAAGAAAUUUUCCUGCAACUUCAGAGACACUAUGUUGUGAAGCAAAACAACGCUCAACAGCUGGUGGCAAAAGCUGCACGUGAAAUCGAGAAUCUUCUUGCCAACCGCUCCAAAGCUCUAGAAGCGCUGGUCUCUAAGGCGGAGGAGCUGCAGGAGGGGCACCAGUGGAAGGAUGAUCUUGAUGUGAAUGAUACCAUCUACUACAAUGCUAAGGACAAGUAUGACAUUAAUGAUACGGAAACACGCCAGAACCGGAUCAGACCAGAAUUUAAAGAUGAUCCUGUUUUCAAACGCCCUGUUUCAUACAAUACGACAGCAGUGCACAUUCCCACCGAUAUCUACGAGGGCUCCGCUAUAAUUCUGAAUGAGCUAAACUGGACUGAGGCUCUGGAUAAGGUCUUUAAGGAGAACAAGGAAAAUGACUCGUCCCUCCUUUGGCAGGUGUUCGGCAGUGCAACUGGCCUGGCUCGAUACUUCCCAGCUUCUCCUUGGGUUGACGCGAGCAACACACCAAACAAGAUCGACCUGUAUGAUGUACGCCGAAGGCCCUGGUAUAUCCAGGGUGCAGCUUCACCUAAAGACAUGUUGAUCCUGGUGGAUGCGAGUGGAAGUGUGUCGGGCCUGACGUUGAAGCUCAUUCGCACUUCUGUCAGUGAGAUGCUGGAAACCCUCUCUGAUGAUGAUUACGUCAACAUUGUCUCUUUCAACAAUUCGGCCAAGUCGGUCGCCUGCUUUGAAAACCUGGUUCAAGCGAACGUCCGCAAUAAGAAGAUUCUGAAGGAGGCAGUACAGAAGAUCACAGCGAACGGCACCACUGACUAUAAAAUCGGCUUCAAGGAGGCUUUUCACCAGCUCUCCUCAAUGAAUGUUUCAAGAGCAAACUGUAAUAAGAUCAUCAUGCUAUUCACUGACGGAGGGGAGGACAGAGCUUCAGAGAUCUUUGAAGAGUACAACCAUGAAAAGAAGGUUCGAAUCUUCACCUUUUCUGUGGGCCAGCAUAACUAUGAUAAGACACCAAUUCAAUGGAUGGCUUGCAAUAACAAAGGUUAUUAUUAUGAGAUUCCAUCCAUUGGAGCCAUAAGGAUCAACACCCAGGAGUACUUAGAUGUGUUGGGCAGACCCAUGGUGAAAGCAGCCAAGAAAGCACAAAAUGUGCAGUGGACCAACGUUUACGUGGAUGCCCUGGAACUGGGCCUUGUGAUUACAGGCACUUUGCCAGUAUUCAACAAAACCAAGAACAGUGGAGACAAGUCUAAGAACCAGAGCCAGUUGAUUCUGGGGGUGAUGGCCGUAGACGUGUCUCUGGACGACAUCAAGAGACUGACUCCACAUUACACUCUCGGGCCAAAUGGAUAUUACUUCGCCAUUGAUCCCAACGGCUAUGUGCUACUUCAUCCCAACCUUCAGCCAAAGGAUCUCAAGUCUCAGGAACCCGUGACGUUGGACUUCCUGGAUGCAGAACUAGAGGAUGAAAUGAAAGUAAAGAUCAGAAGAAGCAUGAUAGAUGGUCAGAAGGGUCAAAAGGAAUUCCACACAUUUAUGAAGUCACAAGAUAAGCGUUACAUAGACAGGGGCUUCAGAACCUACACUUGGGCUCCAGUCAGCAAGACAGACUACAGUCUUGCUUUAGUUCUACCCAAUUACAGUGUGAGCUACAUCAAGGCCACUAUAGGAGAUACCAUCACUCAGGCCAAAUCUUGGAGACCCUCAGAAAAUUCCGAAGAAACUGUUUCUGAAAGCCUGCAGGUGGACAAAUUUGAGGAGUACGGAUAUACUUUAAUAGCACCCAGAGAUUACUGCACAGACCUGAAAGCUCAGAGUGACAACAUCACACAAUUUCUCAUCGACUUCAAUCAAUACAUUGACACGAAGACCCCCAACAACCCGCAGUGUAAAAUGGACCUAAUAAACAGACUGCUGCUGGAUGCUGGCAUCACUGCUGAACUGGCCAAACACUGGAGCGAACAGGGACUGAAUGACAGAAUCAAGGCUAAGUUUGUGGCGACAGAUGGCGGUGUCACUAGAGUCUAUCCUGCGAGUGCUGGUCCAGAAUGGACCAAAGAGGCAGAAAUGUACGAUUCCAGUUUCUACAAGAGAAGUCUGGACAAUGAUGUUUAUGUAUUUACAUCAGAGCCAUUCAUGAAUUUAACUCAAGAAUCAGUUUUAGUGAGCAGAGCGAUGGACCUGAGAAUUGAUGAAUUCAUGCUGAAACCAGCAGUUGUUGGUGUAAAACUGGAUAUACAGAACUGGAUGGAAAGCUUCAUGAACGCUACAAUUACGUCCAAUUGUGUUGGUGAAAUCUGUGGGUGCAGGAGAAAUGAUGAGUAUCUGGACUGUGUUCUUCUGGACGAUGGAGGCUUCCUUGUCAUGGCAAAUCAGGACAAAUACAUUAAUGUGAUCGGACAGUUUUUCGGUAUUACUGACCCCAACCUAAUGAGGAAUCUGAUGAACGUAUCCCUGUUCUCAGUCAACAAAACCUAUGACUACCAGGCCCUUUGUGAACCCACCAAAGAAACUAAAGCUGCCGCUGGUCUCAGAUCAGUCUACGUGCCUACCAUAGCUGACAUCCUGAACAUUGGUUGGUGGGCUUCCGCAGCAGCCUGGUCAAUACUGCAGCAGUUGUUUGUCAGCAUCACAUUUCCUAAUUUCCUUGAGGCAGCUGACCAAGAUGAUGGCCAGUCUGAAAUACACUCUAAAGAGAGUUGCAUUAAAGAGCAGACACAGUAUUUCUUUGAGAACAACGAGACAACUUUUAAGGGGACUGUUGAGUGUCUUAACUGCUCUAGGCAGUUCAUAGCUGAAAAGCUUCCGAAGACAAAUCUGGUGCUUAUUGUCUCUGAUGCAAAGAGUAGUCAGAAAUGUGCUGAAAAUCCAUUGUCCCAGGAGGAAGAGCCUUCUUCGGGUCCAGAUCCCUGCAAGAUAGCCCAGAACCCACGGUAUCGGAAAGGUCCGACCGAGUGCUUUGAUGACAACACAAGAGAGCAGAAUGAGGAUUGUGGUGGGGCAUCAGGUCUGACUCCGUCUAUCGUGUCCGUGGUCAUCCUCCAGUUGCCACUGCUCUGGCUUCUGAACGGACGAGGACACUUUCUCUCGUGACCUCAGCAUAGAGACGCCACACCCCUCUACGAUGCCAAAACAAAUACCACAUCACAUAUGAACGUUCAUCCGGACUCCCACGCUACAGCUCAGCACAUGGAGGGAGAGGCUCUGACCCAGGAAGUACAAAACCGAAGCCGUGAUCACUCACAGCCCUUGAGGUCAAAGUAGGUCGGAGAUGAUAAAUGAGCAACGACCUUUGACAUUUGACCUCUGAGGUCGGACUCUCUCCACUUGAGCGACGGGGUGGGCAGUCUUACCUGGGUGGGCAGACCUUGACACUUAAUCUUCACUUCACCCAUGGAGAUGUACAACGUCCCAGCGUAAUAACGAAAAAAUGAUCCAAUCACAACACUGCCAACCAAAGUUUUGCCCUUUACCGGUGUGAUGCCUUUUUUAACCUAUUUGUCCUUCAGUAUAUUUACAGCGACUUGUUCCUCAGUAUUACAAACUGUUUAUAUGUGACUUUUAUGGCCUCGUCACGUUUGCCCUGCUGAGAUAUUUAAUGGACCCCUCAGGGUCGGGUCAGAAUUCAACCUUGUUUGUGGUUUGCAGCCCAUUACUGGAAAAAAAGGACAAAUGAGCGAGUGACCCAAUAGCAAAAGUCUCGUGUUUUUCCCAGUGGUGUCCACCUCUGUGCCUCGGGAAUAUCGAUUUCAUUUCCGACCGCUGUGCGAGAACGAUCCCUCCCUCCAUUUGCCCGUAUUCGCUAUCACACGGUGAUUUUUUAUCUGCCCAUAGUGCAUUCAAACAUGCACUGCUGCCAAACGUUACCCUGUGUGUGGUCUUGCUGUACUUUGCACUUGAUGCCAAGCAGGUCGUGUGGCCAAACAGCCCUGUCGUUCUUAUUUAGGGCUUUUUAAAUGACUGCCAAUUCGUACCGACCUAAAAGCUCGCAAAGUCCUGGUUGUGAAUAUGAAGAGGGAAAAAUUGCUGUUGCAUGUGUGUGUUUUGUUUCUUUGAUGAAUUACCUGUUUAUUUUAGAUCUUUUAAGAUUUUUUUAAGUUAUUUAAAAAUUUGCUGUAUGUUUAAUGUUAAGUUUUCUGUGAUAUAUUUAAUGUAUGUGUGUGGAUAUGCAGAAGGGUUGACAGUGACAGUUACUCUUUCUCACGCUUUAAUGUCAUCUGGAGAACUCGAAAAGUCGGAAGGAAAUUAAUCUAAUGUUUACAGAUAUUUUAAGACACUCAAGAGUUUUUAUAAGAAACGUUGCCCCUGGUUGAGCUGUCUUUCGGGUCUCUAAUGUGUCAUUUUUCGCUUUAAUGUCAGAGGCAGAGCUCUGUCAGCCUUUCUUUCCUGUCAACGUGCCUUGAUGUAAAUGGAUACAUAUAAAAAAUAAGUGAAGGAAUAUCACAAUGUGCAAUCUGACCCUGGUUGCACUGCAGAGAAGUGUAUAAUAUCGUCAUUCUGAUCUGACCAACAAAACUUCCGUCCCUUUAAGAGAUCCUGACUGGGUCCUUGUGCCUCAAUGAAAUCUGGUCCCGAAUCCAAAAUUUAUGGAAUAAUUAAGAUUUUGAGAAGAGACAAGGAUAAUUACGGAAGCCUGUGAAAAAGAAAAGCAAGACGAAUUAAGUUUUUUUUCUUUCUUUCUUUUUUUUCUAUUUAACCGUUUAGUUAUUUUUGUUUUGAAGAGAAGGAGGGAUACCUGGUGCUUAGCCAAUAUCCAAUUUGUUCAAUAUUGUAUUGAUUAUGAAAUGUAUUAGAAAUGCUCAAUUAAUAGCAGAAACGUGAUUUCUAAGAGUUAUUAAUGGCCACUGAACCAUAUUUGCAUUGUUUUUGGCUUAUAGUGUAAACAUGUACAAAGUUAUUUAGGUCUCAAUCGGCAGAUUACCAUCAUUAUGUUCUAUCUAAUUUUAGAAGCUUGGAAAAAACAGGAAAUUAAAAGAGAUGGAGCAACACAAGUUCAAAAAUCGGGGAUGGAAAGUGAAUUCCAGUGAGCAAUAUGCAUCAUUUCCUCUGUACACAGGAAACUGCUUUGUUAAUGCACCUGAAAACAACAUGAUUGGCCUACAUGGAAUUGGCUUGCAUUGAAAAGACAUUCUUCUUCUCAUCUUUCCGUGAUUCAUCACUUCACUGUAAUCAGACAAGCAUUCUAGAACUGACGUGCAUUAAAUCAAUUUACUCCCCCCACCAAAAAAUACCACAAACAUCAUAGUUAAUUGGCUGUCAAAAUGAGAAAUUAUUGAAAACAUCUCCAGUUCCACACCAUUAACUCAACGAAUAAUCCAUGUUAAUUCCCAGCAAAACUAAUGUCAUCUUGUACUAAGUGUAAUGUACUGAAAUACAUGUUUUUCACUUCCUCUACCUGUACUUAAAAGUGCCAUUGAGCAGUUUUCCGGCUAUUCGUCUUCAAAAAACAGGAAAGUGGCCAGAGAGGGUAUUCAAACCUUUAACAUAUUCAUAUAUCUUCCUUAUGCCCUGUUUAGUUGGCAUGUAUUGCACUGGAAGUGAAAAAUAAGCUUUGUUGUGUGCGUGUGUGUGAUGCUAGAAUAUUUGCCUCAGUUGGUGCUGGAGUGUGUAAAGUAACAGAUUACGGCUCUGUUCGGAAUAGCAUACAUGCAUACUACUACUAUAUUCGCAGUAUAUAGUAUGUGUACUAUGGACAGUAUGCAAAUUUUCGAUAUGCAAAUACAGAAGACGCCAUGUGAUGAUGUCACAAUGUAGCAUUCUACGGUUUGAAAUUGGAAUAACGUCUACUUUUUUAAAGAGAUACUGCACAGGAUUCAGCAAGUAGUAUGCUAAUAUUCCAUUCUGAACGCAGCCUUAAAGUUGCGGCCACAUUUACCGUUCCUCUGCAAAAUUUUGUGGGCGUUUCAAUAGGAUUGGGAGUUUCGCAUGAGGGCGAAAAAGUUCCCCGUGCAGGUUUCGCUCGUAUUCAAGUCAGUCACGGAAAUUCGGCACAAUCGCCAACAGAAAGCUGCGUGGUUUGAAAGUGACUUCUGUGUGAACUGCGUUUCAUACUUCACUACACUAUUGACAAUAGACAAUGGGCCUUUUUUUGCUCAUCUCGCCGAAAUUUUGCUAAUGUGACCGCACCUUAACUUUCACUGCCUUUUUCUUGGGGCGACAGCUGCUGUACCGAGACGUAUCCCGAUCCUGAUGGUCCAGGCUAACCUUAACCUUAAAUGUCACAACUGAUUUGGGACCAGUAUUUGAAAGAAUUAAGCGUCUCCAGCUUCUGACAGAAAUUGUUUACAGGAUACCUUAAUAGAGGUGAAAGUGUUUUCUAGGAUAUCAAAAAGACAGAUGUUCAGUGGAAAUGUGAGAUCAAUUCAUAUUAUUCCUUAGAAAAGACAAAAUUAGAUUUAGCAACUUUUGUUCUUCAGACAAACUGGGAUGAAAAAAGAUGUCAUGUAGACUGCGAGUUCAGAUGCUGUCACCUCAGGAACAGAAUAUUUGCAAAAUGUGACUUAAAAAAAGGUUUUUGAAGCUGAUGUUUCGAUUCUCUGUCUAUCUGGACUGUGUGGGUUUUGAUCUCUGGAAUAGUGUGAAGCGUGUUUUAAGUGGUCAGUCAGAUCCUGCUGCCUCCACUUGCCUCUUGGCUGACCGUCAGUCUGCCUCAGUCAGGGUUUAGGAGGACUUAUCUGUGGGCUUAUUUUCAGUCCCCCUUAAUUGUACUUUCAUCCAGUGGUUCCCAUCUGGUUUUGCUUCAGGAACCAGAUUUUAAGUG